GUAUCCUGUAUAAAACCUCCCCCUGUGCCGGCUCCUCAGGAGUAGUCAUGGUCAUAAUCAGCUCUGAUAAAGGCUUAUCGCAUUUCAGGUUAAUGAUUGAGCCUUGAGUGAUAAUAUACAAUGAUAGCCAUAACAGGCCAAUGGGAAGCGGGUUAUUCCCAGCUGCUUGUACGCCACUUGCAUACAGAGGGAAAUAAAGGAGACAGCCUCGUUGGAGCUCUGUACUGGCCCAGUAUGAUGGAUUCAGCAGAUCCCAUUCCCAUCGCUGGGGAGGAACCGGCCUGUGAGUGCUGCUCAUCCAAUAUGGACCCAAAUUCAGCUUCCAAACAAGCCUCAGCUGUAACACCCUGCGUGGAUCUUCCCUCUGCAGAACAAGCAGCUGACAUUGGGUCUGGUACCGGACUCAGAGGGGUAGAACUGUGCAUAGACCAACAGAAGCCACUAGCCACAAAUAACCUGCCUCCAUCCAUUGCAAAUCAAGACGCUGUAGACCCUGAGGGAACAGACAUGGACUGCCCAGUCUGCUUCAGCAAGUACGAUAUCUACCGGACCCCUAAGGAACUGUCCUGCAGGCACACAUUCUGCAUCGUCUGCUUGAAGCUGCUGCUCCACCAUGAGAAGGACGCCUGGCUGAUUCCAUGCCCAAUUUGCAGAUGCUCCACCACGGUUUUUGGAGGUCUGAUAUGUACCUUACCCAACAAAGAGUCGCUGAUGAGCAGGUUGGAGGACUCAGGGCUUCCUCAAGCUUCUCAAGGGCCUGAGGUUUCCAUCAGUAUGAACUGUGGUUCCCACCAUGUUGGGAUUGAAGACGGCCAUGACAGUGUGAGAAUGGCAGCCCAGAGGCUCGCGGUCCUACUCCUAAUCCUGCUGAUACUCCUCAUUAUCAUCCUGCAGUUUGUGUACUCGGGGAUCCUCAACUGGGUACUGGGUUUUAUCCUGGGGUUGGUUGCUAUCGUCGCUCUGUUGCUCUGCUUUGGACCAAACUGCAAGGUAAAACUGCCAAUAGCAAGUGCCACCCAAGAGAAGGACAAUCACCCUACUGUGUGACUGAGCCCAAUGGCAGUGCAACGCCGACUGGGGCAGGACUAUAUCAGGCAUCGUUUUAUAUACUUCUAUACUAUAUUUAAUAUUUUUUACUUUUAUUUUAUUUUUUGAAAUCAUUGUACCGGACUUAUUCAUGUAGCGUAAAGCUAAAUGUGCAAUAAAUUGUGAUUUUACUCUUA
Messenger RNA from Xenopus tropicalis (tropical clawed frog), 1223 nucleotides. RefSeq names its product ring finger protein 186 (gene rnf186). The transcript has a single exon. The coding region runs from base 121 to 1047 and encodes 308 amino acids. Lineage: Eukaryota; Metazoa; Chordata; Amphibia; Anura; Pipidae. The record is from RefSeq and is a predicted model, not a curated record.